AUGCGAUCGCAGCAACAGGAGGAGGGUCAUCGUCACAAGAAAGCGCGUCUUGAACAGCGCACAGGGAGCGAAGACUUAGGAAUAAUUGAGAUCGACGACGAACCUGUUCCAGUCAAUGUGCCCCGCCCUCAGGUUUUGUCGCAGUCACAGCCAGAUACUUCUGACCACGGCCAUCCUCCCUCGCCUCCACGUCGUUCACCACUGCAGCACCCGCCACCUGGGCUGCGCGAUCCCGCUGUGGCACCGGCGACAGCUGACCCUUCCACUGCAGGACCUAAGUCUUCAAGUCGGGUGGACUCUGUUGACAUCGUUCAAAUUGCUUUACAGCCCCGUGAUUCUGGUCCCGCUCCCAUCUCGCACACGCUCCCUCCUCUAGCUGUACUUGCAGGACCCCCGCGGCUCGCUAGCGCUGGUGCUGCACCUAGACAUUUCGUUCUUGCGGAUCCAAUGCAAUCGCAGAUUGUCACCAACGACCGUCCAUCUGUCCCCGAAGCUAGUACACCCUUGGACGCUUCAAUUGUACCCUUCGACCAAAUCGUUGCGGACUUAGGAACACACGCUAAUGCGUUUGCAACGUCCGUCAAGCACGCCGCAGUGUACCUCGCUCGCAAUACCUCGACGGAGGGGGGAAGACAUCAGCAGGUCAUGCAGGUGGUUGCUGAGCUCGACCAUCGGCUGACGUCCGUGGAAACCACCCAGAGGAGCGUUGACGAGCGUCGGGCGCGCGAUGAGGAGAUAGCCGAGCUUCGUGAGCAGCUACGUCAAGCGAAGGAAGAUGUGGCCGAAGUACGCCAGGAGCUCAAGAAGGAACGCGCCGAAUGGUCCCAUAUUGCGGCUAAGGCACGCGCUCUCGAGGCUCAGCUUGCUCUCCAUGUCAAAGCAGAAGACAUCGGGAAACUGGUAGAAGCUUAA
Molecule: messenger RNA, 912 nt
Organism: Dichomitus squalens LYAD-421 SS1
Lineage: Eukaryota; Fungi; Basidiomycota; Agaricomycetes; Polyporales; Polyporaceae
Exons: 1
Coding region: 1-912 (303 amino acids)
Source: RefSeq, a predicted model, not a curated record